Salvia splendens (bonfire salvia) is the source of this 1180-nucleotide messenger RNA. RefSeq names its product protein CUP-SHAPED COTYLEDON 2. Lineage: Eukaryota; Viridiplantae; Streptophyta; Magnoliopsida; Lamiales; Lamiaceae. Gene Ontology annotation, molecular function: DNA binding. Gene Ontology annotation, biological process: regulation of DNA-templated transcription. The record is from RefSeq and is a predicted model, not a curated record. The transcript is spliced from 3 exons. The coding region runs from base 245 to 1039 and encodes 264 amino acids.
UCCCAUCAAAUCCCAUCCCAUCCCAUCCCAUCCCUAGUAAGCCUGUACGACUCCGACACCCAAUUCCCUACUCUCUCUCUCUCUCUCUCUCACCAGCAGCAGAGAUUUUGGCAACACAACACGACACCCCCAAAAAAGCCACUGCAGAUCUCUUCCCCCCCUCCAUAUUUUCCCUAUUUCUAUUUACACCUCAACUUGUGAUUGAUUUGAUUCUCUCUAUUCUCCUUCCUUUCGAGUUUCAGCAAUGGCUAAUUAUCACCGCGACGAGACCAAUCUCCCCCCCGGCUUCCGCUUCCACCCCACCGACGACGAACUCAUCACCUUCUACCUCCUCAAAAAAGUCCUCGACUCCUCCUUCACCACCCGCGCCAUCGCCGACGCCGAUCUCAACAAAUCCGAGCCCUGGCACCUCCCUGGGAAAGCGAAAAUGGGGGAGAAGGAGUGGUACUUUUUCAGCCUCCGCGACCGGAAAUACCCGACCGGGCUACGCACGAACCGGGCCACAGAGGCCGGGUACUGGAAGGCCACGGGCAAGGACCGCGAGAUUUACAGCUCCAAAACAUGCGCCCUCGUUGGCAUGAAGAAAACCCUAGUUUUCUAUCGCGGCAGAGCCCCCAAGGGCCUCAAAACCAACUGGGUCAUGCACGAGUUCCGCCUCGAAGGCAAGCUCGCCUACCACUACUUCUCCCACAACUCCGAGGAUGAGUGGGUGAUUUCCCGGGUUUUUGAAAAACCCGGGGCGAGCGGGUCCGGGUCCGGGUCGAAGAAGAGGGCUUCGAAGGAAGUGAGCGGCUCGCACGUGUCCUGUUUCUCCAUGGCUGCACCGUCGGGUUUCGAGCUCCCGACGAAUUAUCCGCAGUUUGGCAAGCACAACGCGAGCUUUCCGACUCUCAGGUCGCUCCAGGAGAAUCUGCAUCUGCCGUUGGUUUAUCCGCCUCUGACGGAGGUGACCGGUGAUCAGGUUUUCGGGGAGGGGCAGUGGUCGGCGGUGGAGGAGCAGAAGGUUUGCGGCACCGAGCUGGAUUGCAUGUGGAAUUAGUUUUAAUCACAAAGACUAUCUUAUCUAAUUUAGGGUUUGCUUUCUUCUUCUUGUUUACUACUCCUAAUUAGUGCUAUCUAUGCAUGCAAUAUCAGUACUAUUCAGAUUGGGAAUGUAUGCAAUUUGUUCGUAUUUUCUCUA